Molecule: messenger RNA, 3931 nt
Organism: Myotis daubentonii (Daubenton's bat)
Lineage: Eukaryota; Metazoa; Chordata; Mammalia; Chiroptera; Vespertilionidae
Gene: ELP4
Product: elongator acetyltransferase complex subunit 4
Biological process (GO): tRNA wobble uridine modification
Cellular component (GO): transcription elongation factor complex; cytoplasm; elongator holoenzyme complex
Source: RefSeq, a predicted model, not a curated record
UCUACGCGGGAAGCGCCAAGAUGGCGGCAGAGGGAAGCAGCGGCCCCGGCACCUGGACUCCUGGGGCUGUGACGGCGGCGGCAGCCAGCAAACACAACGUCACCAGUUUCCAGAGAAGGGGUCCGAGAGCCAGCGGCACCGAGAGCGGCGGUUGUCGACUCGUGUCCAUCGCAGGCACACGACCGUCGGUGCGGAACGGACAGCUGCUGGUAUCAACCGGGCUUCCAGCCCUGGACCAGCUCUUAGGUGGAGGUUUGGCUGUUGGAACAGUUCUUCUUAUUGAAGAGGAUAAAUAUAAUACUUAUUCUCCUUUGCUCUUCAAGUAUUUCCUGGCAGAAGGAAUCGUCGCUGGGCAUACUUCAUUGGUCGCAUCUGCAAAAGAAGACCCUGCUGACAUAUUACAGGGACUUCCUGCACCGUUACUUGAUGAUAAUUGUAAAAAAGAACUUGGUGAAGAUGUACAUAAUCAUGAAACAUCAGAAUUUAACAGUAAGAUGAAAAUAGCUUGGCGUUAUCAGCUGUUACCUAAGAUGGAGGCUGGACCAGUAUCAUCUUCAAAAUUUGGUCACUAUUAUGAUGCAUCAAAAAAAAUACCACGAGAAUUAAUAGAGGCUUCAAAAUGGCAUGGAUUUUUUCUUCCAGAAAAAAUAUCUUCAACUCUUAAUGAAGAACCCUGUUCUUUGACCCCUGGCUACAUAAAGCUGCUUCAGUUUAUUCAGAAAAUCAUUUAUGAGGAAGGAUUUGAUGGAUCCAAUCCCCAGAAAAAACAGAAAAACAUUUUACGAAUAGCAAUCCAGAGUCUUGGUUCACCUUUGUGGGGAGAUGAUGUCUGCUGUACAGAAAACUGUGACAACAGUCACAGCCUUACAAAAUUCCUCUACAUUCUCCGUGGUCUUCUACGCACCUCUCUUUCAGCCUGCCUCAUCACUGUGCCAACACAUCUCAUCCAGAAUAAAGCAAUUAUUGCUCGUAUUACAAACUUGUCAGAUACAGUCAUUCAUCUGGAGUCGUUUAUUGGUUCUAACAGAGAAACCAACCCAUUAUAUAAAGAUUAUCAAGGUUUGAUUCACAUACGUCAGAUUCCUCGGCUUAAUAACUUGACGUGUGAUGUGUCAGAUGUCAAAGACUUAGCUUUUAAAUUGAAAAGAAAGCUAUUCAUCAUUGAGCGACUGCAUUUGCCUCCAGACUUGUCAGACACAGUGAGCCGCUCAAGCAAACCGGAUCUGGCAGACUCCACCAAGCUGCUGGGCCCAGGCUGUGGCACGAUGGCCGGAGGCAAGAAGCACCUGGACUUCUAGAUGCCUCCCUAGUUGUUGCACGCAGAAUUAUGACACUCUAAUUAUGAGUGCUAAGAGCUUAUGUAAAUAUUUUUCUUAACGAUCUGACCCUCCAAUUCUUGCAAAACACAGGAUUGCAAAAUGAUGCCCCCCAGUCUUCAUUUUUUUAAACCAAAUUUUUGUACAGAAGUAAUACAGAAGAAAUACUUUCAUUUUAAAAAUGUGUUUUAUGCUACCUCUAAGGAAAAUAGGCACUUUUAUUUUUAAAUAAAAUGUCAAAAGUUCAAGAUGCCACACAGUGGUCAUGGCUGUAUAUUUAUUAAGGCACUUAGCUCACGGUAAAGUGCGAGUCACAGAGGGGGUAGCGUAUAAAGCAUUCUGAAAUUCAAAAUUGUGUAUGAAAAGCGUAUUUUCUCUUUCUUAAAAAGUCACUUGCCACCAAAAAUGCUAAGCUUUAUAAAACAUUGAAAAAUGUGUUUGCUAAUAUAUGAAGACCAAUAAUAAAAUGAAUUUGCAUUUAUGCAUCCUAUGAUUAAAUUGAUGAAGACAAAAUAAUAUUUUGGGAUUAAGCUCCAUUAAAGGUAAUUAGUCUGCUGUAGUAGUUAAUGAAUAUAAAGGACUUGAGUGCUAGAAAGCAUAGAGAAAGAAGUUGAUGGUCUUCUAUUUAGUAAUCUUAAACAAUUGAAGUCAGCACUACGAAAUUAUGUCAACACAUAUAAUUUGAGAUUGAAAUUCAAACUGACAGCUACAUUCAUGCUAAAAAACUGGCGAAAACAUGUAUGGAAGCUUGGUGAGGGAUUUUUACAGAACAUAGAGCUGAGACAAAGCAGAAAACGAGCUAACUCAGCCUGCAUCAGGUAAACUCUUUGUUAAUUGUGAACAUUGGGCACUUACAUUUAUAACCAUAUAGACAUGUAUUUGGGGUUUAUAGCAUACUGAACCAGUUUUCAUAUGAAACACUAGGAUUUUGAAUCAUAAUUCUACACUCUCACAGCUUUUGAUAAAUAGACCAAAAAAAUUUGUUGAGUAAUUUGCAUAUGUAAGUAAAAAGUUUCAAUUUUUUAAAGCUAUUUAAAGCUGUUACAACCUAAAUUUCCUAAAUACAUUUUCAAAUAUGUUAGAGUAUUUUGAAGCAGUUUUAUAACUAGCAUUUUAAGUAGUUUGCUUUUAAUAUACCACAAAUUACACUUUAUUUGUUCUUGACAACAUUGUAGAAAACAAAGACUAGGUUUUUAAACUGUCUAACCAAUCUGAUGAAUGUCAGUCACUUAAAAAAAAACCCACUGUAGCAUAAACACACACUGUAUACAGCUUUUAUUCAGAAUUAGAAUAAUUGAAUCAAUGACAGUGAUUCGCCAGGAUGUCAAAUCUCUCCAUCAGAUCCUGUCACUACCAGUUUAUUUUUUGUGAUCAAAAUCAAAAAGACAACUAUUUUGUCACCCACUAUUUCAUUAGUACUAAAAAUCAAUUUCUUUUUUUCUUUCUUUUUUUUUUUAGAAUGUCUGGUUUAUUUUUUUUUUCACUUCUUUUAAUUCAAGAGACACAAAUUCUUUCCCAUUUUCAUUUCAAAAUAAAGUUUCAGAAUUGAUCUGUCAGUUAAAAUUAGAGGGCUUUUUAUAUUAAGCAAAGGUGCUUUUAAAAUUUAAAGCAACUUCAGAAACUCAAUUUAGUCCAUAGAUAAUAAAGCAUGUGCAGUUACUCCCCAAAAGCUUUGCUAUAUCCUUUGAAAGCAUUAUGAACAAUCUGAAUAAGUUGAAAUGACUAGUUUAGUCUGGUUAUUAUUUUAAUAACUCUAACCUUUUUCUUACCGUGUUGUGACUCAUUUAUGCAAACACACAAUGGAACAAUUACAUAGCAUUGGCCUCUGAAAAAAAAAAUGUGAGGUCAUCAGAUAUGUAAAUUGCUUGUCAAAAAUACUUAAUAGGUCAUUGAUUUACUACCCUGGCUACCAUGUCUAUAAAAUUAGCAGCCAAUUACUAGUGAAUGUAUGCUUUGCAAACAGAUAAGUGCUAUAAAAAUUGAGCAUAUUUGAUCCCAACUUAUUUUAAAUAUAAAAGAAACUUUUCAAACUCAGUAAAAGUGCAUUUUGAACAAUAGUACUUGGGCCUUCCAAAAAUUAGAUGCAAGUGUUUGGUUGUUCUGAUUCACUAGCCAGGCUUUGUAAAAAUUAGCUACUGAAGAGGGAUGUAUAUUUUUGUUUUCCUCUGAUAAAAAUGUAUUUUCCUUCUGGAAGCAUUAUCCAAUUAGCCAUAUGUUAAUAAUUUACUACAUAAAAAUAUCACUGAUGCUACCAUAGGUAUAUGGACCAUUUUUGAUACAUGAUGAAAUAUACAUUCUAUAAACAGAUUUUUUCAGUUAUCAACUUAUCUCAAUACUUAUGUAACAAUGGCAAGCAGAGUUUUUUUAAAAUGUUUCUAAAACUUCAAAACCCUCUCUGGUAUUCAUUUCUUACGCUAGAUUUGCCUUUUUUUUGGUGAGGUAAAUAUUUUGACCACUGCAGUCUGCUCAGAUCCUGGGGUUCUAAGACCUUAGGAAUUACUUUCUGGUAACCACCAAUUUCCACUUUUGUCUUUCUCUCUUCCAUUUAUUCUUUAUUUGUACCUCCGGGAUCUGUGAUCACUAACACUACACAAAAUAAAACUACUUCAAAAGAA